Molecule: messenger RNA, 357 nt
Organism: Globicephala melas (long-finned pilot whale)
Lineage: Eukaryota; Metazoa; Chordata; Mammalia; Artiodactyla; Delphinidae
Product: phosphatidylinositol N-acetylglucosaminyltransferase subunit Y-like
Biological process (GO): GPI anchor biosynthetic process
Cellular component (GO): glycosylphosphatidylinositol-N-acetylglucosaminyltransferase (GPI-GnT) complex
Source: RefSeq, a predicted model, not a curated record
AUGUUUCUGUCUCUUCCUGCGUUGACUGUCCUUAUUCCAUUGGUCUCUUUAGCAGGACUGUUAUACUCGUCCUCUGUGGAAGAAAACUUCCCACAGGGCUGCACUAGCACAACCAGCCUGUGCUUUUACAGUCUGCUCUUGCCGAUUACCAUACCCGUUUAUGUGUUCUUCCACCUUCGGACUUGGAUGGGUAUUAAACUCUUCAGGCAUAAUUAAUACAACCAGAGCCAAGAUGGUGUAUCCUCGUGAUAUGCUUGAGUGUCUGUCUCUGAAAGCCCAACUACAUGGAAAUACUGGACACCCACUUAAUUUGCACGAAAGAUGCUUUGCCUGGCUUCUGUCAGAGGUUUAGGACUA